AUGGGCCCCUGUACCGCCUCCUCAUGCUGCUGCCAGGCCCCUAAUCUGCCAUGGGCCCCUAUACCGCCUCCUCAUGCUGCUGCCAGUCCAGAGUCUCUCAUGGGUCCCUGUACGGCCUCCCAUUGCUGCUGUCUCCAUCGCCACACUCUGCCAUGUGCCACUUUCAGGUCUCCUCACACUGCUGGUGUGUUCCAUUUUUUUGUCAUAGGGUGCUGGCAGAUUACGGGCCUCCCAUAGCUGCUGCCAGGCCCCUAAUCUGCUGCCAUGGGCCCCUGUACCGCCUCCUCAUGCUGCCAGCCAGCCUCUCAUGGGUCCACAUGCUCUGCCCAUCGCCACUCUGCCAUGUGCCACUUUCAGGUCUCCUCACACUGCUGGUGUGUUCAAUUUUUUGUCAUAGGGUGCUGGCAGAUUACGGGCCUCCCAUAGCUGCUGCCAGG
This is a messenger RNA of Staurois parvus, 437 nucleotides long. The record is from the annotation of a GenBank genome assembly. Lineage: Eukaryota; Metazoa; Chordata; Amphibia; Anura; Ranidae.